This is a messenger RNA of Populus trichocarpa (black cottonwood), 2579 nucleotides long. Its product is annotated as pentatricopeptide repeat-containing protein At1g51965, mitochondrial. Bases 88 to 2076 code for a protein of 662 amino acids. NCBI's taxonomy places the organism in Eukaryota, Viridiplantae, Streptophyta, Magnoliopsida, Malpighiales, Salicaceae. The record is from RefSeq and is a predicted model, not a curated record. Gene Ontology annotation, molecular function: protein binding. The transcript has 2 exons.
UAUGCUUUAUAGAGCAUUAUUUUUUUGAAUAAUUAACAAGUCCCUGCUCCCUGCUCCUUGCUCCCUGCUCCGCUAAGGAACACCACCAUGAGAUUGAAAACCUACCGCGGCCAGAUCCUCCUCCCUACAACAACCACCGCCAUACUCAUCCGCCGGUACGGAACAAAAUAUACAGCGAAAAUAACCUCAACAUCACCAACGGGAAGAACAGUCUCAGCCCAAGUAACCCCACCUCAACCUCUCCCCUCCGACUCCCGUGGCUACCCAAUCCCCCGCCGUCAACUCAUCUGCGAAGCCACCCAAAUUCUCCUCCAAACCCACCGAUCUCCCCAAAAACUCCUUGACCCCACCGACCCUUUCCUUUGCCUCCAAAACUACCUCUCCGCCCUCUCCAUUUCCCUCACUCCCAACGAAGCCUCCGAGAUUCUAAAAUCCCUGAACUCCCCGUCUCUCGCUCUCAGGUUCUUCCACUUUUGCCCAUCCCUUUCCCCUAAUUUCCACCACGACUGCUUCACCUACUCUCGCAUCAUCCUCAUCCUCUCCAAAUCCAACCUCCCCGAUAGGUUCCACCUCGCCAGGUCCAUCGUAUCUGAGAUGGAGAGGAAUGGGGUUCGUGGGUCAAUCUCCACCGUUAAUAUAUUGAUUGGUUUUUAUGAGAAUAGUGAGGACCUGCAGAAGUGUAUUGGGCUGAUAAAGAAAUGGGGAUUGAGGAUGACAGGAUAUACUUAUAAGUGCUUGGUUCAAGCUUAUUUGAGGUCACGCAAUACUGAAAAGGGUUUUGCGGUUUAUUUGGAGAUGAAGAAGAAAGGCCACAUGCUUGAUAUUUUUGCUUUUAAUAUGCUCUUGGAUGCCUUGGUCAAAGAUAGCGAGGUUGACCAUGCUUAUAAGGUUUUUGAGGACAUGAAAAGGAAGCAUUGUGAGCCAGAUGAAUAUACGUAUACCAUUAUGAUUAGAAUGACUGGAAAGAUUGGUAAACCUGAUGAAUCAUUGGAACUCUUUGAGGAAAUGUUGAAUAAGGGCUACUCUCCUAAUGUAAUUGCUUAUAACACCAUGAUCCAGGCACUUGCUAAUGCCCGGAUGGUGGAUAAGGCCAUUCUUCUUUUCUUGAAGAUGGUGGAGAAAGAGUGCCGGCCUAGUGAAUUUACAUAUAGCGUCAUCCUCCAUCUUCUGGCUACAGAGAGGAAACUUCAUAAGCUGGAUGAGGUUGUGGAAGUGUCAAAGAAAUAUAUGAGUAGGUCAAUAUAUGCAUAUCUUGUAAGGACUCUGAAAAAAUUGGGCCAUGCAAGUGAAGCUCACAGGCUGUUUUGCAACAUGUGGAACUGCCAUGAAAGGGGGGAUAGGGAUGCAUGUGUGUCCAUGUUGGAGUGUUUAUGCAGUGCUGGUAAAACAACAGAGGCCAUUGACCUGCUGGGUAAAAUUCACGAGAAAGGAGUAAGUGUUGAUACAGUCAUGUAUAAUACAGUAUUCAGUGCACUUGGCAAGUUAAAACAAAUAUCUCCUCUUCAUGAUCUUUAUGAAAAGAUGAAGCAAGAUGGUCCUUUGCCUGACACAUUCACCUACAAUAUUCUGAUCUCAAGCUUUGGUAGGGCAGGGAAAGUUGACGAGGCUAUUAAAAUAUUUGAGGAACUUGAAGAUAGUGAUUAUAAACCUGAUACAUGCUCGUAUAAUUCUUUGAUAAAUUGCCUUGGGAAGAAUGGUCAUCUUGAUGAAGCUCACAUGAAGUUUAAGGAAAUGUGUGAAAAAGGAUUGAAUCCUGAUGUUGUGACAUACAGCACUCUCAUAGAGUGCUUUGGAAAAACAGAUAAAGUUGAAAUGGCUUGCAGGUUAUUCGAUGAGAUGCUUGCUGAAGGUUGCUAUCCUAAUAUUGUAACUUACAACAUCUUACUUGACUGUCUUGAGAGGAGUGGAAGGACUGCUGAAGCUGUUGAUUUGUAUGCAAAACUCAAACAGCAAGGUUUAAUCCCUGAUUCAAUUACAUAUUCAGUGCUUGCACGAUUGCAAAGUGGUUCACAUAGAAAAGUUAGAGUUCGCAAGCAGAAUCCUAUUACAGGUUGGGUUGUUAGCCCGUUAAGGUGAGGAGGAUGAUCGUGAUGGCCCCAAAGUUGGUCCUCAAUUUGUUUGUGGCAAUAUAGAUGACCUGCUUCUUGGUGAUGACCAAUUGCCUGUAUGCUUUGGCAAGGCGCCGUAUUGGUUUGGGAUUGGAUCCUGAAUUUCAAUGGAUGAUAUUUUCUCUAUCAAAGAAGAGCAGCCUCAACUAUUGCAAGUAUUACUGCAUCUUGGGGAAAUAAAGUUCAUCCUAUUCUUUUAGCAAGAAUGAAGCAAACUUCAAAUCACGAGAUUCUUGAUACCGUAGAACUGACUUACAGGAAGCUGUGGGAUUCUGGAUACUGAUUCUAACCCGAGAAAUUGCAAGGCUUGGGAUUUCCUCCGAUGAAAUCUGCAAGGCUUGGUGUCCCUGGAAUGUUAUAGACUAGAAAUAGUUUUUUUCUUUUUUUUUGGGUUAAUUUUUCAGCUGCCUUCACUGAUUUUUAAUGUAAAUAAAAUUCUCGUUUAAUGAUUGAGAAAAUUGCUAUUUUUAA